UCUGCCUUCGACACUGACUAGCAGUCCUGACAGUCCUUUUUGGAAUACACGGCAAGGACAAUAACAGAGAUCUCAAACAUCAGCACUGUACGCCGCCAUUCUGGAUUUUUGAGCGCUAUGCCUGGCUAUCCAGACGACAGCUCGAGAGACCGCCGUCGGGACAGGCGGCCUGCCCGCGAUUACGACGAUUACGAUGAUGAUAUCUACCGACCACCUGCUCGAAAGUCGCGCGAUCCGUACGACGAACCAAAGACUAGUAGUCGACGACGAAAAGACACCUACGACGCAAGCGACGAGGACGACUACAUACCCAGACAUAGUCGUCGACACACAGAUGAGCGCCGCUCGCCCAAGGAGAAGGUUUCGGAGGAGCCCGAAAUUCCCCCACCGCCAAUUGGCGAAGACAGAGACGAGUAUGCUAAACCAGAGAAAACUCGCAGGAAGGCUCGAGAGGAUAGAUUGCCUCCAGGAGCGAUUCCUGUGCCAGGUACUGAGGCAGCCAACGGCUAUGGUGACGGCGCGACUCUAGCUCCAGAACCUGACCGGCGUCAUCGGCACGGGAGAAGUCCAUACAAUGGAGGGGCAGAGAAGCCGUCUCGAAAGGGAGGAAGAAGUCCUUAUGACGAUGUUGAUCCAGCUCCAAGGAAGCCCGCCAGAAGUCCGAGAAGUCCACUGGACGAAGAACCAGAAGCUAUUCCCCGCAAAAGUCAUCGUCGUCGGGACGACUUGGAUGACCCAGAGCCACCACGUCGCUCGAAAGGAAGAGAUCGUGACCCAUACGAAGACGAGCUCCCUCGUCGCAAGAAGCCGGUGAAGGAUCCGUACGAUGACCUUCCCCCGCCCAAGAGCUCUCGUCACACCCGUCGACCAGCUCACGGAGAUGACAGCGAUGACUACGAAGCCGCUCCUCGACGGCGACGAGACGAUAGAGAUCGACACCGCUAUGACGAUGGAUACGGCACAGAGAGACCAUCUCGAGCGAAGCGAGACGAUUAUCACGAACGGGGCUACAGGACUGAUGGUCGUGAUGCCAGACGUGAUCGAUAUGGCGAGCGACGAGGAGAUCCUCGCCGGGAUUCCGGGCGGAGGCAUGAUCGAUAUGGAGACGACUACGACGACGAUUACGACCGACCGCGACGAGAUAAGGGCAGACGAGGCAAGAAAAACGGCGCCGAUUUUGACGACAUGCUCGAGAAGGGCAAAAAAGGUUGGGAGAAAGCGGCGCCCAUAGCGAAGCCUAUCUUGACUCAACUUGCCAAUGCGUAUAUCAAUAAUGGCCGAGCACCAGCUCAUUAAAAUGCACAAACAAUACGACAGAGACGGUACAGGAGUGGCCUAUUGGGUGGACAGGACCUCUACACUCCACGGACGGUGUCAAGCGGCGUAUCUAAGAUUGGAAGAAAUGACGGGUUGAUGGUCGACAAAUGAUUUGAAUCGGAGCGCUGCUUUUUCGCAAGAAGUUUGUUUAGCCUGGUUGUCAAUUUGUGGCCAACUUCUGACCAUGGAUGUGAUACUACUGUUGGCUACCUAGCCAAGAGAUUCAGCUCAG
Molecule: messenger RNA, 1549 nt
Organism: Pseudocercospora fijiensis CIRAD86
Lineage: Eukaryota; Fungi; Ascomycota; Dothideomycetes; Mycosphaerellales; Mycosphaerellaceae
Exons: 1
Coding region: 118-1296 (392 amino acids)
Source: RefSeq, a predicted model, not a curated record